CUUGCCAAAUUAUAAAAUCCGGGACCCUGGCCUCCCAAUCUUUUAGUGCGGGCUUUGACAUGAAGAUCGUCGCAACUGUUAUUACCCUGAUUUCAGGGAUUAUCAUUGGAAAUGGACAGAUCGCUGUAUCAUUCCUGGAUCCCGAUUGCGGAGUUUCGAUUUCGGGAUCUACUACUACUGGGGCUAGAGUUAGCCCUAGGAUACUCAAUGGCGCAACGGCAGAUAUGUUUGGUAAUCCAUGGAUGGCAUUGAUAAGUAGUCUCAGCGGCACGUGCGGUGGAUCGCUCAUAACAAACCGCUUUGUGCUUAGUGCUGCCCAUUGCAGAAGUAGCUACCCCACGCUAGUAUACCUAGGGGAGUUUGACAGAUCUACCAUCACCGAUUGCUCGACCACAGCCUGCAUGCCAAACGCCAUUGCAAUUUCCGUUGAGGCUCAAAUAGUUCACCUAAGCUAUUACCAUUUUACCCAGAAUGAUAUAGCAUUGUUUCGACUGGCCAGGGAAGUGCAGUAUACAGACUACAUAAAGCCAAUUUGUCUGCUGACCAACUACAAUCCCUUGAAUUCCAUCAGUUCCUUGACUGUCACUGGAUGGGGUACCACAGAAAAUGGAUCCCCUAGCAGCAUAUUAAGGACCGCAACCCUGAGGCAAGUGGAUCGAUCAUAUUGCUCAGCCUUUUACAAAAAUAUAGUGGAUAUGUCUCAUAUCUGUGCUGGGGACUCUAACUCGAAUACAUGCAGCGGAGACUCCGGGGGCCCAAUAUCCGUUAAAAUAGAAAUAAACGGUACAAACCGUGUUGCUCAGCUCGGAAUUGUCAGUUAUGGCGAAAACACAUGCAGAUAUUAUGCGGUCUACACGAAUGUCAUGCACCAUAUCAACUGGAUCCUGGGAGUCGUGCGACAAUACACACAGUAUACCCUAGUAUACCAAGCACCAGUAAUUUACUAUUAUACGCCUUGUGCGAACGUUGGAUGAUUCCCAAUUUUUAGCAAGAGC
This is a messenger RNA of Drosophila suzukii, 995 nucleotides long. RefSeq names its product serine protease grass-like. Lineage: Eukaryota; Metazoa; Arthropoda; Insecta; Diptera; Drosophilidae. Gene Ontology annotation, molecular function: serine-type endopeptidase activity. Gene Ontology annotation, biological process: proteolysis. The record is from RefSeq and is a predicted model, not a curated record.